Messenger RNA from Bipolaris zeicola 26-R-13, 4671 nucleotides. RefSeq lists its product as uncharacterized. The record is from RefSeq and is a predicted model, not a curated record. NCBI's taxonomy places the organism in Eukaryota, Fungi, Ascomycota, Dothideomycetes, Pleosporales, Pleosporaceae. Gene Ontology annotation, molecular function: protein binding. The transcript is spliced from 3 exons. The coding region runs from base 1 to 4671 and encodes 1556 amino acids.
AUGGAGGACCGCGAGUCGAGUGUAGUGUCGUCGGUCGACUUCUACUCCUCCGACGCAAUCCCAAACCCGCCCCCGGCCGCUUCCCAGGCUGAUGGCGAUGUCCUGCCGCCGCCGCUGGGAAAGCGCAAGGCGGAUGAUGAUGUCGACGAGGAGCAUCAUGCUCCCGCUCACCACCACAACCACCACCGCAACCAUGCCCAAGCCCAUGCCCAUGUUCGCAAGCGCAACCGCCGCGCCUCAUCCCCUUCGCUGCUGCUGUCCGGCUCUCUGCCCGGCUGCGCAGGGCUGCCACCACAGCUGUGGCAGCACGUCUUCUCCUUUUGUUCGCUCGCAGAUCUCGGUCGAUUGAUCCAGGUCAAUCGAUCUUUUCAUUGCUAUCUCACAGACGUGCGCAGCGCCUCGACUUCAAAGUCGGGCCCUGGCCGUCUGCAUCUCCUAAAGUCUGAAUCGUUGUGGGCCUCUGCCCGCAAUGCACUAUGUACAAAGCCUCCAAAGCCUCUUCCGGGCUUUACGGAGCUGCAGAUGUGGCAGCUGGCCUGGUCCAAGAGAUGCCAGUUCUGUAACAAGCUUGAUGCUCACUCUCCAGGCGAGCGCAUCUGGCAAAAGGGCCCUGGUCCUGCUGGUGUGCGCGUCAUCUGGCCCUUUGCCAUCAGGGCCUGCGGACCCUGUCUGCUCGAGCAGUGCCAGACGGACGCGAGCCUUCUCUUCUCGGCAGCCUCUGCUCUCCGCCCGGCCCUGCCCUUCGCCCUCCUCACAAACGACCAGCACUACGUGCCCGCUUACAUGCUGCAGUCUGCGACCACGCCGGCUCACGUCGAGAUUGCAAAGUACUACUACAAGAAGCACGUCGACGAAAUCACCCUCGAGCUCAACGACGCCCUCAGCCGCGGCCCUGCAGCCGCCGAAGAGUGGUCCAAAGGCCUUGGCGCCAGAGGCAAAGAGCGCAUCAAGGUCGCCGAAAAUUGGGAGCGCUGGGAGGCGAGGCACCAGGCCAUGGAAGAACAUACAACAGGGCCGAAGCGCGCUGUCUCUGCAGCUCCCUCACAUGCCGCCACGUCACACAACAACAAUCCAUCCAAAUCGCCCCCACACCGAACACCCUCUCCUAUAAUUCACGCCCCGGUUCCAGCGAGUAAGUAUGGUUCUGCUGUCUCAUUUGCUGCCAGACAUGGCAAUGCGUCUCGACAUCUUGACAGCACCCCUCCAGUUCGCAACCUAACAGCCGUAGCCCCAUCAUCCCAGCACGCCCAGGCGCGACCCCCCACAGCUCCACCACAGGCCUUUACUCCAUCUGGUCAGAGAAAUCUUCACGAUGCAAACGAAGCCAAAGCGACUCGAAAGACCGACAUAGAACGUCGGUGUCAGCUAAUGGAUCCUCCAAUUGCUCCAAACAUCUUGCGCCACAUGGACUCCUUCAAGGCGGCUAUCCAGAUAUCGCAGCCAAUGAACGACUAUGCAUGGAGUGUGCUGCAACCCCGCUUGAUAGCCCAACUUCCUGCGGCCCAACAAGCAGAGGCUGACCACGUGUCCCGCGCUGCUUCUCUACCCACCAAAUCUUUGGACCGCCGCCAUCCGGAUGCAAACUCUAAAGAGGCCAAGGAAGCCAUGGAUCGGGACUGGGAAGAAACACAACGCCCUAUCCGCGAUAGACUUGAUGCCAUUGCCGAGGAAUACAUCAACAGGGUUUGGGAUCACGGCCAAUCUGUAACUCACGAGAACAGCCCAAAGUUUGCAGCCGACCUCCUUGCGCAUGUUCGGCACACCUUCUACGCCGAGAAAGCAGAAAGCGAUGCCACUCAUCAGGCCCAAAAAGUACCGUCUUCUACUGACAAUGCAGAUUCACGACCGAAACUAGUCCUGGAAAACAUGAAGUGGGUAUACGACAACAAAAUCAAGCCUCUGACAGAGCCCUUUCGCAAGGACAUCUUCCUUUGCUAUGGCAGUGGUUGCGAACACAAUAACAAGUACUAUGGCUUUGAAGGCGUCGUUCAACACUACGGAGCCAAACAUACAGCCGCUUUUAGCUCCGGGAAUGUCGUGGUUGCUUGGAGAGAAGCCGAAUGGCCCGAGGAUCCACCUUUCCAUCCUGACCCUAUGUCUGUCAAGAAUCUACUCCUCACUCAUCACCCUGCAGCAACCACAGGUGGGUAUGGCGGCUACUACGGUGGAUACUCCCGCGCGGGGACAGCGACCCCACAUAUGCCAACACACCUCCCGCAGGCAAGUCCCGGGCCUUACAACUAUGGAAACCAAUAUGCAGGACCAUUUGCCCCGCCACAGAUGCCUCCUGGUUCGAUGAAUGGAUUGGAGUAUCCACAGCCGUAUGCGACUCCGGUGGAUGUUUACUCACAUCAGGCAAUGGGUCCCCCAGGAUAUGCUGCCCAGAACCCUUACUUGACGUCUCCAGCAAUGAUCAAUAAUGCCAUAGCACCACCCCCUCCUCCUCCCAAUAUGCCACCGCCCGGUCACGGAAUGCCUGAGACUGCUCUUAAUGGUACAGAAGAUACUGGUCAAAGCACUAGCUCGUUUGACAAGCAAGUAAGUACCGUCAUCGAAAUGACACAGGACAUGUGGAAGCGUACCUCUGGUAUCAAGGACAUGCCGAAUAGCCUUCGCGUCUAUGUGCUGCUCCACCGUGUCAUCUCAAAGUUUCAUGUAGAGUUCAACCACGAACCAAACUUGAAUCACUUCAUCGAUGCCCUUUCCAAUCAUGAGAUUCCCAAAGCAUUGAGAAAUGCGCCAGGGCUCUCAUGCAAAGCCUGCCAGAUUGGUUCUGCACACCAUCCCACAAGUUCUUUCUACUCCAAGUCCGAAGAAAGGAUUACGUAUACUGUGUUGAACCUGAUGACACAUUUCCGGAAUCAGCACCAGCCAUACCAGCAACCCAUUCCUGGUCACGGAGUUCCAGUUGCAAGGCUCGAUUGGAAAGAAAACAUGAUCGAGCUACCUAGUGAGCGUUUCAUCUCCGGUUUGAUUCACGCUCCAGGUAUGGAUGACGAGAAACUGCUCAUGAUUGCGACGGUUUUCCCCAGCCUGUUCCCAAUGCCCCUGCCCAAGAUUGACGUGAUUAAUAGCCAUGGGUUGGCCUCGCCUGCUUCUUCUGGCCCCAAGGACACGGACAAGACGUCUGGUGCAAUCCAUGCUCCAGGCGAGUCAGGAGGACCUCCCACUUCUUCGAUCAUGACAGGUCCAGAAGCUAAUACUUCGUUGCCUGCAAAACCACCGGACACUGGGUAUGACCCUCAUCGCUCUGCUCUCUCAAGCGAAGCCAAUGACCCACCAAGCUCUAUGAAUACGAAAAGGUUCUACAGAGAGGGCUCACCUGCAGAGCGUAGGCAACACCAUUAUGCCGAACAUCGCUACUACAUGCCAAGAGAUCAUCUGGAUGAUGGGUAUCACCGCCCACGUGAGUACGUAGAAUAUGCUCCUAGUCCUAGGAUUAUUCAUGCGGGCCCUGCAUACGACGAAUACACUGGUCGUCGAACAGCAUUCCGGGAGCAAGAGCGAUACUACGGACCACCAGAAGAUAUUGUCUACGCACACCCGCGCGAAGGAAGUCAUGGCAGCCGAGAGUACAGUGCGUAUCCACGCCCGGUCAGGUACUACGAAGAAGACGAUCAUCGACCUGAGUACCGCUACAUGAAUGAGCGUCCACCGCAGGAUGCUAGCCCACUACAAGGGCAAUCUGCAGCAGACAAGUUCCUGGCAGAGAACGAGCCUCCCCAGCCUCCGCCACCACCGCAACCAGAAGGUGAACCCCCAGCACCGAUCCAUGAAAAUGAGGGAGGAUCUCGUUACACGCCUCCACCUCCAGACGCUCCUGUGCCAGCUGAAGCUAGCGCACCAAUUCGUCCACUAGGCCCACCACAUCCUAGAGCACCAUCAACCGUUUCCAAUAGCUCUAGAUUUGAUGACUAUCAACCCAACGGACAUCGUAUGCCUAUGGCUGGGCCGAGUGGCCCGCCGCCACGAAGACCUGGACCCCAACGUCGCCGAGAUCGCCCCUAUGAACACCGUGGGCACUCUCGCUACCAACGUUACAUGAGCGUCGCUCGCGACGAUCCAUAUGGCCGCGGGUCCAGCAUGAGUCGGUCGCAGAGCAGGAGAUACGAGGAGCAACGUCGUCGUCUUGAUCAACAAGAGACGCCACAACCCAAUGCUGAACCUGACUAUGAGCCCGACUACUCAAGGGAGCACAGCAUUGACCAGCCCGGGCAAGAUGACGGUUAUUAUCCACAUGUACGCCGCCAUCCACGUGGUUAUGUAUCAGUGCAAGACCGUAUGCAUUCACACGGUUCUGCAUACUCGCCACCACGAUAUCGAUAUGAUGAACCCCGUGGGCCGCAAUCAGUCUAUGUCGACGAAUACGGUCAUCCCAUCCACGAGUAUGAAGUGAUUCGCGUGCGAGGCGACCCCAGACAACGUGGGCCAUACAUGCCCCAUCAACCUCGUUACGAACCAGAACCUUAUGGAUACGUUCCAGUACAAUACGAAAGACCACCACCACACAGGUACAACAGCCGCCCUGAAGAGUAUGUGUACUACGAGGAGAGAGAGAGGUCUGUGCCGAGGAGGCCAGUACCAGAGGCCGAGAGUGACGUGUACGAGCCUCAACCGACCGAAAUCAAGGUUGAAAGCGUGCCGGUUCCUAUGCCACCGGAAGCGCCCUAA